GGUCUUUACAAUCGGACUCGUAGAUCGCUUGAUGUUUAUAAAUCUUUCGCCACUCCCUCUCCUUUCCUACUCUUCACGUUGUCUGCUUCCAGAGGUUUCCCUCCACAGUAUUUGAUCAUCGUCAAUGGACAGACGAGGCUUGGAUUGUUGAAAUCUGAGAUUGGUGGCGUUAGAAGCAGAGGAAGGGCGUAGAUCCUGUAAUGAAUCAAUCCAUGAAUUCUAGGAGCAGGGAUUUCCGCGGUAAUAAAGCUGCUCUUUUUGAUGGCAUCGAGGAAGGUGGCAUCAGGGCAUCAGCUUCUUACUCCCAUGAAAUUGACGAGCAUGAUAAUGAAAGGGCAUUAGAAGGAUUGCAAGAUAGGGUCAUUCUGCUUAAGAGACUGUCAGGUGAUAUAAAUGAGGAGGUGGAUAGUCAUAAUCGGAUGCUAGAAAGAACGGGAAACGAUAUGGAUGCAUCUAGAGGAAUCCUGUCAGGCACCAUGGAUCGGUUGAAGAUGGUAUUCGAGACCAAAUCAAGCCGGAAAAUGUUUACACUUGUGGCAUCCUUUGUGGUCAUUUUCCUUAUCAUAUACUAUAUAACUAGGUAAUGUUGUGUAAGACUGUAAUCAAUGAACGAUGGAUUGGAUACAGCUGCUAGCUUUAUAUUGGGACUGUGACUGUGACUGUGACUGUGACUGCUGUGUUCAAUUUAUCUCAUGCUCGUAAGAUACUUUGGCAUGUUUGUAUAAAUACGUUCCAAUAUGUCAAUGUUUGUUGAAUUAAUGUCCUUGACGUGGCAGAAAAUAAGCCAUGGAGUCGCGAUAAA
Molecule: messenger RNA, 802 nt
Organism: Tripterygium wilfordii
Lineage: Eukaryota; Viridiplantae; Streptophyta; Magnoliopsida; Celastrales; Celastraceae
Product: bet1-like SNARE 1-1
Exons: 6
Coding region: 201-584 (127 amino acids)
Source: RefSeq, a predicted model, not a curated record